This is a messenger RNA of Prunus armeniaca (apricot), 231 nucleotides long. The record is from the annotation of a GenBank genome assembly. NCBI's taxonomy places the organism in Eukaryota, Viridiplantae, Streptophyta, Magnoliopsida, Rosales, Rosaceae.
AUGGCACUAGCUGAAUUGCAGGAGUUGAAAACUCAAUUACAAGAAUUGAUUGAUUUUGGGUUUAUUCGAUCGAGUGUUCCUCUUGUGCACAGGUGUGAAAAAGAAGGAUGGCACUAUGAGGUAAGGGAUGCCAAGUAUUUCUCCAAGAUUGAUCUUAGAUCAGGAUACCACCAACUCAAAGUUAGAGAAGAAGAUAUUCCUAAGAUUCAUCUGAUGUCGGAAAUACCAUAG